Sesamum indicum (sesame) is the source of this 1691-nucleotide messenger RNA. Its product is annotated as zeatin O-xylosyltransferase-like. NCBI's taxonomy places the organism in Eukaryota, Viridiplantae, Streptophyta, Magnoliopsida, Lamiales, Pedaliaceae. Gene Ontology annotation, molecular function: UDP-glycosyltransferase activity. The record is from RefSeq and is a predicted model, not a curated record.
UCUAGUUCAGGACCAAUCACAUAGCAAGUAUAUCACAUUUUCUCUAUAAAUGAUUGGGCUUGGCUAAAUCUACAUGUGUCUUAAUUCCGUACACCCUAUUCAACAACUCUCUAUAUAACUCAUUAGCUGAGAACUGCUCAAUUAACUUCACUCAAAAUGGGCAGCUUGAGCAAUCAACAGAGCCAACACGAUGAUCAUACUAGUAUGGAACAAGUUGCUGUGAUCAUGGUUCCACUUGCAGCUCAAGGCCAUCUCAAUCAGAUGAUGCAGCUCUCAUGCCUGAUAUCUUCAUACGGGUUGCCUGUUUUCUACAUCAGCUCUGCCAUCCACAUCCGUCAAGCCAGAGUUCGUGUGAACGGCUUGAACCCUCUAGACGUGGCUAAAAUCCACUUCCACGAAAUCCCUGUUCCGCCUUUCGCCUCUCCUCCACCGGACCCCAACUCCUCAAGCAAGUUCCCUGAACAGCUGCAGCCAGCAUGGAAUGCCUCAUUGAGCCUACGACAACCAUUUGCUGCAUAUCUACAGGAAAUGUCUGAGAAGUUUAAAAGAGUCGUCGUUGUUCACGACUUCCUGAUGGCUGCAGUGGUUCAGGAUGUCAUCUCAAUCCAUAAUGCAGAGUCCUAUGCAUUCAACUGCAUUCCCGCAUUUUCUCAAGCAUUUUUCAUUGGGGAAGGCGUACUCGACUCGUCAGCAGAGCGCCUGAAAGAGUUGCAUUCUUUGCAAGGAUGUAUACCAGAAAAGAUGUUGGAAUUUGUUGCUAUACACGCAGAGCCAUUGAGGUACAGAGCUGGAGAUUUAUUCAAUACCUGCAGAUUGAUAGAAGCCCCUUAUCUGGAUUUACUGGAAAAAGAAGAGAGUGGUGGGAACAGGAAGACCUGGGCAAUAGGGCCGAUUGUUCCUACCAAGUUAUCUUCCGCUGCCAAACCUGCAAACAAAUGCUUAGAAUGGCUUGAUCAACAGGAGCCAAAAUCUGUCAUCUAUGUAAGUUUUGGAACGACAGUUUCGCUAUCAGAUGAACAGAUAAAAGAGCUGGCUUUGGGGCUAGAGCAGAGCAAAGUGAAGUUCCUUUGGGUACUGAGAGAUGCCGAUAAAGGCGACAUCUUUGACGGGCAAGUCAGAAGGGCUGAACUGCCAGAAGGGUUUGAAGAAAGGGUGAAGGAAGUGGGAAAAGUGGUGAGAGAUUGGGCGCCACAGCCGGAGAUCUUGGCCCAUAAAUCAACAGGUGGAUUUAUGAGCCACUGUGGGUGGAAUUCAUGCAUAGAGAGCAUUACUAUGGGAGUGCCUAUAGCAGCCUGGCCGAUGCAUUCAGACCAACCAAGAAACACAUUGUUCGUAACACAAGUACUGAAAAUGGGGAUUGUUGUUAUGGAAUGGGAACAGAGGACGGAACUUGUGAAAGCGUCGGCUAUUGAGAAUGCAGUAAGAAGGUUAAUGGCGUCGGAAGAAGGAAAUGAGGUACGGAAGAGGGCAGAGGACUUGGCUGCCACCCUGCGACAGGCGAUUGAGCCUGGCGGUGCUUCUCGACUGGAGUUGGAUUCCUUUGUUGCCCAUAUAAUAAGAUAGAAUAACCUGCUGGGAAACUUAUUAUUAUGCCUCUUUUUUUUGGUUUUCAUUAUCUUCAAGUGAGUUCUUGUUUUUGUAUUAUAUAUUGUGUAAGAAAUAAAAACAUGUUUGCAUUAGUACUCUUUUUA